Molecule: messenger RNA, 1602 nt
Organism: Cydia amplana
Lineage: Eukaryota; Metazoa; Arthropoda; Insecta; Lepidoptera; Tortricidae
Exons: 2
Coding region: 240-1544 (434 amino acids)
Source: RefSeq, a predicted model, not a curated record
CGUAGUUGGCCGUAGCGCGCGCGCGAAGCACUCGCGUACUAGAAGCGAACCGCUUCCCCAGUUCGAAAACCGAAUAUAGGGCUUGAAGACUUCGCUUAGUUGUACCAAGUGCUGGAGCCGCGGACUUUUGGACUGAUAGUAGGAUAGUUUUGCGAGAUGCCUUUGUUAUAUUUGCCCGAGAGAGUGGACAUGGCGCUGUCGAUCCAGUAGUUGCCAGGAGUUAGUGCUGCCGAGGCGAGAUGAGGGACAAAACCACGUGGAUGUUGUUGCUGAUUCUUCCGUUGGUGAUUGUGACUUCGCGACCAGUGCAAGACCACAAUGGAGAGGGAAAAGUUGAUCUCAACGCGCCCAGCGAGCCCGCCGACCAAAGGAAAAAUGACGAAGUAAUAUCCGUGAGCAUUACGUCCUCGGUCGCAGUCGGUAGAGGCAAGGGCAAGCAGAUAGAAAUCCUGGAACCGGAGGAAGAUCUGAUCGCUCACGAGACUGCUUCUGUAACUCCCGCCAUAGCGACCAUCGAAACAACCACUCCCAGCAACGAAACUCUCGAAGAACCCGCACCAUCCUUAGCAGGCGCCAACAUAGAGUUCAUCAAACAACUUCAUUCGAAAAAAGAAGCUCAAGGAACCCAUCAUCUAGAACAAGUCCACCCAUUCCAGUUGCAAAUCAAACAUCACUUAACGAACGACUCCAACGAACCCUUAAAUGCCGAAGUGAAAGAAAUCACCGAUGACAUUCAGGAAGAGAUUGCAAAUAUACCAUUAGGUAGAUCGGUAGCGCUCUCGCCGCCCUCGCAAAAUUAUAUUCAAGGUCUGUCACUCAGUGAAAGGGGGCAGGGUCCGAGAUUGACAACUGUUAGUUUUAAUAUACUACACGACACGCCCAAAACUAUAUCUAAUUAUAAAGAGCACAAACCGGCUCCAGCGUUUCCGGAGCAGCCUAUAUACAGCGAGCAACCGAAGAUAUACAGUCAGCCAGCGCAAGUUUACAGUGAACCCGCCAAGUUUUACAGCGAACCGGCAAAGGUGUACAGUGAGCCUGCGAAAGUUUACAGCGAGCCAUCCAAAGUGUACAGCGAACCGGCGAAGAUAUACAGUGAACCCGCGAAGUUCUACAGUCCCCACGCCUCGCUCAAUCUGCCGCCGCAAGAAGCGCCGGACCCUACUCCGUGGCAAGACACACAAACGCCUUCAUCCGUAGUCGUAGAUACCACGACAGGCACGACGACUGUACAACCGGAGCAUGGGCCGGAAAAGAACUACGAAGUCGACGAGAAAGACAGCGUAUUGACGGAUGGUCAAAGCCAUGGGGUCCAAGAAUCUGGUCAAGAGUGCAAAGACGACAGCUGCAAGGUGGGGUAUGUUGUGGAGGGGCGGCAGUACCGCAAGUACCGCGUGGAGGAGCGCACGGCGGACGGGUUCAUCGUGGGCGAGUACGGCGUGGUGCGCAACGAGGACGGCGCGCUGCGCGGCGUGCGCUACACCGCCGACGGCGACGCCAGCCCCCGCCUCAUCUACGACGCACUCAUGAAGUUCCUGCAGCUCUAAUAACACAUUACAACGCUAAUUAGACAACUAACAAAAAUCUACAGAGUGCCACUGUUAG